Oldenlandia corymbosa var. corymbosa is the source of this 2529-nucleotide messenger RNA. Lineage: Eukaryota; Viridiplantae; Streptophyta; Magnoliopsida; Gentianales; Rubiaceae. The record is from the annotation of a GenBank genome assembly.
UGAUAAUUCACAUUAAUCCAUUUUCCGUAUCAAAAUUUCACAGCCUCUUCUUGUUGAUUUUGUAAGUUGCUAGCUCAGACUUUAGACUUUAGAGCACGAAUGAACACAAGCUUUGUUCAUACUUCACACAAUAUGCCACCUCCUUUCUCCCACCAUGUGUGCUUCCCUCAACCUUUGGCUCACAAAUCAGCAUACAGACAACUUCAAUUUCAGCUAAAUUGCUCCAAAAAAUUUUUUUGAUCCCCCACUUGGGUUUAUAAAUCCGUCUGCAUUCAAUCAACGUCAUGCCAUCCAAUCUGGAAUAAUUCCCCAGCAUAAUAAUCAGCACCUCAUAUCUGUUUUAGCCACAAAAUUUGGGGAAAUUGGAUCUCCCCAUCAACGUGUCUAAGCCACUACCUUUCUUCCUCCUUUUUUCCCUAUAAAUAAUCAAUUCAUGAAAUGGAAGAAACGUAACCGGAUAGUGUUAUUUAGGUACUGUUCAUUCUCUAAUUUCUCUUCAGGUACUGUUCAUUCUCUAAUUUCUCUUCAGGCCAGUUUGGUGAUAUAGUUGAGUUGUAAAUUUGAUUAAGGGCCGUUGUAAAAAUGCUGGAAGGUAAAGCAGUAAUUGAUGAAACGGAUAUGCUGAAGACCAUGCAACAAGAUGCACUUGAUUUGGCUGCCAAGGCACUUGAUUUCUUCGAUGUCACUGAAGCCACCGACAUUGCUGGCUUCAUUAAGAAGGCGUUUGACAGGGCAUACGGACCUGGAUGGCAAUGCAUCGUUGGGACAGAUUUUGGUUCGUUCGUAACUCACUGCCACGGAUGCUUCAUAUACUUUAACAUUGGUAGCCUUGCCAUUUUGCUCUUCCGGGGCUCGGCGGCACCGGAGAUUGAGGCAGACCAUUUUGAAGCCGUGAAGGCAGUAGCCGCCUGAUUCUAUAAUUUAUGCUUCUCCAGUUUCUUUCAUUUUUGACUAUUAGGCGCUAUAUAUAUGUAGGACCAAAAAGUUUCAUUAUUUUUUCAAUCGUCCUGGUCUUUUGUACUGGGGGCCAACAGUUGGAAUAGAGUGGAUUCUCAUUUCUCCGGAAUUGAAAUUCAACCAUUAUUCUUCCUUUUGCAACAGUUCUCCAAUUAUGCAGGACAUCAGGAGAAAAUUCUCCCGGCAAACUAAUUUGACCCUUUUGUACAAAUGAAUCUUAUGAUUUGACUGGAUUGUAAAAAGAACACCUUAAUCAUAGAAAUCAAUGGCUGAGACUGCAACCAGUCAAUCAGCUUUAUAAUUUAUAAAACAUUCCUUCCUAGGUAAGGUGUACAUACUUUUAUAUCAAGUACAAUAUGAUCAUAAUGGUAGGAGAUAAGCCAUAUAUAUAUAUAUUGUUUCUUUGCACUAUACAUUCGAUAUAGAGAAAUGAACCAACAAGAUAUUCUUUAAGGGAUACGCUGAAUUUCGAAAUAACCAGUUCCCCUGAUCUUCAUCACUUCAUCAUAUCUCAAAAUCAUCCUGAUUUGGUUUCGGUGAAGUCAAAAGAGCAGUAUAAAGCCUGAUCCUGUCUUCACCAAGUGAAGAACUCCUGGAUAAUGGCCUUCUUGGCCUAAUAAAAGACAGUGAAGUGAGCGUUAAACGGUGCUUGUACCUCCUCCAGGCCAACUGAAUCGCCACGGCGGCCCAAGUUCUCCAUCCAGGGGAAUAGUACCUAGCGCUCCUCCUCACUUUCUCGUUCACAAAUGUGUAUCGAAAAUGUUGCGUUACGUAUUUCACAUCCUCAGCUUCCAAUCCAAACGCUUCGGUUGUUUCGAGAGUCACCAGAGUUGAAGAAGAUGGAGGCAGGCGUUCGACAAAAGGCCGUCUCAGGCACCACGACAGGAGCUCGUCACCGCUGAAGUUUCCAGGGCCUAACAUGCAGCAACUCUUGACACCGUCCCGGAGUACUUGGCUGCUCUGAAGAUGGCCUCUUACUAUGAACAACAUUCUUUGAACCGGGUCGCCUUCUCUUGUUAUCUGAAAAGGAAAAAUAGGAUCAAAUAUUGGGAAAAUUGAUGAAUAAUUCUCGCAAUGGAUGGGUGUAUUGAAGAGCUUAAGAACGUACUGUUUCUCCCUUUGUGAAUAUGAGGGACUUCACCCUGUCACAGAUAUUCUCUAGGACCAGGUUAUCCAUGUGCUGAAACAGAGGUACCUGAAUGAUCCAUAGUUGGAUUCGUUAGGAAUUCGGCUCCUAAGAAUAGAGAAAUGUCCUCUGAAUUUGUGACGAAUUCAACAGCCGUGGACUAUUUUUCUAAGUACAAAAUUUGGAGCUUGUAGAAGAUUGGAUUACCUGCCUAACCAAGUCUAAACAGAGAUGAUAUUUGAUGUCUCUUCUGAGGCCUUCAGGGAGAUUCCUAAUCAUCUGACAUUCAUCCACUCCACGCAUCGCUGCCCAUUUUUGCCUUUCGUAGUUCCUCACUCUCUGUCUGAAGUUUGAAGGCAACUUUCUCUUCUUCAUCCACCAUUCUAUGUUCCUCAUCCUCAAAUGCAUCCCCUGUUUCUUCGACGUCGUUGCGUGCAAGAACACCU